Anguilla anguilla (European eel) is the source of this 12762-nucleotide messenger RNA. RefSeq names its product dynein, axonemal, heavy chain 12 (gene dnah12). NCBI's taxonomy places the organism in Eukaryota, Metazoa, Chordata, Actinopteri, Anguilliformes, Anguillidae. Gene Ontology annotation, biological process: microtubule-based movement. Gene Ontology annotation, molecular function: dynein light intermediate chain binding; ATP binding; dynein intermediate chain binding. The record is from RefSeq and is a predicted model, not a curated record. Bases 617 to 12499 code for a protein of 3960 amino acids. Gene Ontology annotation, cellular component: dynein complex. The transcript is spliced from 74 exons.
UGUCUCCAGUAUAUAUCGAUGCUCUCAAAUCAUGGCCCUUGAAGCGAAGUAUAUAUAUAGCCUACAUGAUCAGAGUAUAGAUCCCUCAGUACUGUACUGCGGAAUUAGGAAGCUUAAUCAGACCAUGUAACGUUAAUCAUCAUCAUCUAGUUUAAUCGACUCAUUAAUUACCACCAUCUAUACCUUUUUCAGAACCAGCUUUGAUGGGAGGCAUUCAGUAUUUUCGUUUUGAAGACUAUAGUCUUGGCUCCUUUUGUUGAUGAAGUCCCUGUAAUUACGAAAUCUGCCUGUAAUUAUGAAAAUAACUCUGAUGCAUGAGCUGUUGAAUCCAACAAGAACCCGAAUGCAGGCAUAAUUUCACAUCUUUGCUUUCAACGUGACUGAAAUCGCAACGAAAACGCCUUAAAAAGCAAGGUGUUUGAAAAGCUUAGAAAGUAAGUUGUGCAUUGAUGUUGCGUAGACGACCUCGUGUGUCAUGGCUAGAACCUAGGCUGGAACGCGGAAGUCGCUCAUCCGUCUCUAUAGCAACAGAACUGUUUACUGCCAGAAGCUGGAAUGGUCCAAGAGGACUCGCCAUACACUCAGGAAAAAGGGCAAUUAAAAAGAAGCUGCAGAUAUGCCGACUCUGCCUGGAGUGUUCAAGUCUCCAGAGAAAGAUCUACUGAGAAAGCACAACUUACUGCCGCCCAUUGAGCCUCCUGCCCUGCCUCCGGAUUUUACUGAUGGCCCCCGUGAUGUGCAGGAGAGGAGCGCCACCAGGCGGAAGAGAAUGGUCCACCGACGGAGCCGAAACCAACAGGAACAGCUGCACAUCAGAAUGGUUAAUAAAGCCAUGAAGGCUUGUAGGCUGGAAAAUGAGGCGAGGUCAAACAGAAACCGUUCACCUCCUGAACCGGAAUUUCCUAGUACAAUGAACAGUGAAGAGAGAAAACGGAGAAUGAACCUCAGUUUCCUGAGGCAGUGUGUAGAGCAGAGGCCCAUGGUGCCCAUCCAGCAGGAGUGCCUGGACUCCAUCCUGACCCGCGUCCCCCUCCACCUGCGCCAGGGGUCCGGCCAGCAGGAGCUACUGGAGAACCUGUGCCAGGAGGUCAGAGAGGACUUCCACAGCAGCAUGGUCCAACACACAGUGAAAAUGAUUCUUCGGGACCCUCAUGACCAAGAGCCGGGCCCCAGACAUACCUCUCUCUCUGGACAAGUUAUGGAAGUCUGCAGAUCUUGGCAUGACAGUUUUGCCAAGAAUCGCAAGAAGAUGGAGGAGAAUUUGCAUGUCCUCCAGCCCGUGAUGAGGACCAUCCUGGAGCUGUGCCACAGCACAUUCUGCGGCCUGCUGCUGGUGGACCUCUCCGGCUGCCGGUCCAAAGGUCCUGUGGAAUGUGAGAACCUGAGGAAUAAGAUGGUGGUGGAGUGUGAGAGGAUGGAGGAUAAGCUUAUGAACACCUGGUUUCCCAAAAUCAUCCACCUCCUCACCAGCAAGGAGCUUCAGCAAGGCGUUAAGGCAGAGAAACUGAACUCCCUCUACACCUGUGCCUCCACCCUCAUCUCCAACCAGCUCAGGGACUUGGUGACACGCAGUGUGCAGGAGUACGUCAGUCUGUUCCAGCCAGAAAGAGCUCUGGAACUGCCCCUCUUCCGGAUGGACCUCAUCUUUGACAAUGAGAGGAUGGAGUUCUACCCCACCUUUGAGGACCUGGAGGCGGCCGUGCUGGAGAUCAUGACCCAGAUUGCCCACACCAUGCAGCAUGUCCAAACGGUGCAGUCCUGGCUGGCUGAGGGGCAGAAGUCUUUCGUGGACGCCAAACUGGCGGACCACAUCCUGACCUGGGCGAAGACGUCUCUCAGGGAUGCGGUGCACAGGAACCUGGAGGGACCCAGACUGCACCUCUGCAACUACGUGGAGAGCUAUGAUUGGCUGGUGAAGGACGUGGCGCAUACUCGGGUGAAGACCUUCAUGGAGGAGGAGCACUCGUUUGAUGAAUAUAUGGAGUUGGAGGAGGAGUUCCGGAUGCUGUCGCGGGAGAUCAUGAGCUUGCCCACAGUGGCUCACUUCCCUUUGGUGCGGCUGGACUGUGAGGAGCUGAAGCAGGGAUUGGCCAAGAAAGCCGCCAGUUUUGCUCAUAUCCUGCUAGAGCAGGUGGUGAUCAGACAACGGCAGGACAACCUGAAGUUGUGUAGAGAAUUUGAGGUUAUGCGGGAUAAGGUUCUGAAGGUUCCAGAGACGACAGAGGAGAUGACUGCACUGGCAGCGUUCAUAAGCCACUCCAGGACCAAGGGCAUGGAGGAGCUCUACGUCAAAAUAAUGGAGACACACCGUCGGCUGAACAUCUUGCUGGAUCUUCACCUAUUCGAGCCUGAAGAUCUGGAGCUGAACUCCACUGUGCUUUUGUGGCCCAGGAACAUGCUGCCUGUCUUUGACCUCGGUGAUGAGGUUUUAUUAAGCGCGAAGCGUAAAGGGGAGGAAGAGCUUCUGGUCCGCAGGGAGAGGCUGGUUCUGGAGCUGGAGAAGCUGGGUAACAGACUGGAGGAGUUUGCAGAGUGCUGUGAGCUGGAAAUGAUGCAGCAGUAUGUAGCUGAUGUGAAAGCAGUCCAGAAGCGGCUCCAGGAAGCAGAGGACGCCAUCGCCUUCAUCAACAAGGAAGAGACUCUUUACGAGUGGGAUCUGACCGCCUACCCCGCACUGGAGACCAUCAAGGAGAGCAUGGAGCCCUACCACAAGCUGUUUGGGCUGAUCCUCAAAUGGCAGAAAACAGAAAAGAGGUGGAUGGAUGGGUCAUUCCAGGAUCUGAACGGAGAGAGCAUGGAGGUGGAGGUGGAUGAGUUCUUCAGGGAGGUGUACAAGAUGCUCAAGUUCUUCCGGCAGAAGCAGAAAAAGGCGGAGCAGGAAGCUCGGCGACCCCCAGGGACGGUGGAGGACGGCCCGUCUGUCCUCAUGUGCACCGGAGUCAUGGAGCAAGUCAAGGACUUCAAGGAAAACGUUCCCAUGGUGUGUACCCUGUGUAACCCUGGGAUACGGGCCAGGCACUGGACGGAGAUGUCCAGCAUCGUGGGCUACGACCUGACGCCUGACUCGGGCACUACCCUACGCAAGCUGCUCAAACAGAACCUCUCCGCUUACCUGGAGCAGUUUGAGGUCAUCAGCGUUGCCGCCAGCAAGGAGUUCUCUCUGGAAAAGGCCAUGCAGACGAUGGUGGAGAUGUGGGACACUGUGGCCUUCAGCCAUCACCCCUACCGGGAGUCGGGCGUGUCCAUCCUCACCUCCGUGGAUGAGAUCCAGACCAUGCUGGAUGACCAGAUCGUAAAAACUCAGACCAUGCGUGGCUCUCCUUUCAUCAAACCCUUCGAGGCACAGAUCAGGGUGUGGGAGGAGAGGCUGAUUCGGAUCCAGGACACCAUAGACGAGUGGCUGAAGGUGCAGGCGCAGUGGCUGUACCUGGAGCCCAUCUUCUCCUCUGAGGACAUCAUGCAGCAGAUGCCUGAGGAGGGGCGUCUGUUCCAGACCGUCAGCGCACACUGGAGGGAGGUCAUGAAGCACUGCGUUAAAGACCCCAAGAUUCUGCCAGCGACAUCGCUGCCCGGCUUGCUGGAGAAACUGCAGGAUUCCAACGAGCUUCUGGAUAAAAUCAUGAAAGGGCUGAACGCUUACCUGGAGAAGAAAAGACUGUUCUUCCCACGGUUCUUCUUCCUGUCGAACGACGAGAUGCUGGAGAUUCUGUCUGAGACCAAGGACCCCCUGCGUGUGCAGCCUCACCUGAAGAAGUGCUUUGAGGGCAUCGCCAAGCUGGACUUCCUGCCCAACCUGGACAUCCAGGCCAUGUACAGCAGCGAGGGCGAGCGGGUGGAGCUGCUGGAGCGCAUCUCCACCUCUGACGCUCGCGGCGCGGUGGAGAAGUGGCUGGUGCAGGUGGAGGACAUCAUGCUGCGCAGCGUACGGGAUGAGGUCAGGCGUUCCAAAGAGGCCUACCCAGAGAGUGCGCGGAGCGCCUGGGUCCGGGAGUGGCCCGGUCAGGUGGUCCUGUGCACGUCGCAGAUGUUCUGGACCCUGGAGGUGCACGAGGCCAUAGGCAGUGGGCCUGAGGGUCUGACACUGUACUACCAGCAGCUGCAGGAGCAGCUGAAUGAUAUUGUGGAGCUGGUGAGAGGGAAGCUGCCCAAACAGACGCGUACCACCCUGGGUGCUCUGGUCACCAUCGAUGUGCAUGCCAGAGAUGUUGUCAUGGAGAUGAUUGAGAAAGGCGUGUCCCAUGAGACAGACUUCCAGUGGCUGGCUCAGCUACGCUACUAUUGGGACAACGAGAACGUGCGCGUCCGCAUCAUCAACUGUGACGUCAAAUACGCCUACGAGUACCUGGGCAACUGCCCGCGGUUGGUCAUCACCCCGCUGACUGACAGAUGCUACCGCACGCUGAUUGGAGCCUUUUACCUGAGUCUGGGCGGGGCCCCGGAGGGACCCGCAGGUACGGGCAAGACUGAGACCACCAAAGACCUGGCCAAAGCACUGGCUGUGCAGUGCGUGGUGUUCAACUGCUCCGACGGCCUGGAUUACCUCGCCAUGGGAAAGUUUUUUAAAGGCCUGGCGUCAUCGGGGGCCUGGGCAUGUUUUGACGAGUUUAACCGCAUCGAGCUGGAGGUGCUGUCGGUGGUGGCGCAGCAGAUCCUCUGCAUUCAGCGGGCCAUCGAGAUGAAGAUGGAGAGCUUCGACUUCGAGGGCACCGAGCUUCGCCUCAACCCCAACUGCUUCGUGGCCAUCACCAUGAACCCAGGAUACGCUGGCCGCUCUGAGCUGCCCGACAACCUGAAGGUGUUGUUCAGGACGGUGGCCAUGAUGGUCCCUAACUACGCGCUGAUAGCAGAGAUCUCGCUGUACUCCUACGGGUUCCUCAAUGCCAAGCCGCUGUCGGUGAAGAUCGUGAUGACCUACAGACUGUGCUCUGAGCAGCUGUCCUCCCAGUUCCACUACGAUUACGGCAUGCGCGCUGUCAAAGCUGUCCUGGUGGCUGCCGGAAACCUUAAACUAAAGUUCCCAGAUGAGAAUGAAGAUAUCCUUCUACUUCGCUCAAUUAAGGACGUAAACGAGCCCAAGUUCCUGUCUCAUGACAUCCCGCUGUUUAACGGGAUCACCAGUGACCUGUUCCCCGGGAUCUCCCUGCCUGUGGCAGACUACCAGCUCUUCCUGCAAUGUGCCAGUGAAUGCUGUCAGAACCACAAUGUGCAGCCAACGCAGGUCUUUGUGGAAAAGAUGAUUCAGACGUACGAGAUGAUGAUCGUGCGACACGGGUUUAUGUUGGUGGGAGAGCCUUUUGCGGGAAAGACCAAAGUGCUGCACGUCCUGGCGGACACGCUCACGCUGAUGAACGAGAAAGGGUUCAACGAGGAGGAGAAAGUCCUGUUCCGCACUGUCAACCCCAAAUCCAUCACCAUGGGCCAGCUGUUCGGGCAGUUUGACCCCGUUUCCCACGAGUGGGCUGACGGAAUCGUGGCCAACAUGUUUCGGGAGUUUGCUUCUUCCGAAACGCCGGACAGGAAGUGGGUGGUGUUUGACGGACCCAUCGACACGUUGUGGAUUGAGAGCAUGAACACAGUGCUGGACGACAACAAAAAGCUGUGCUUGAUGAGUGGAGAAAUCAUCCAGAUGUCCAAUCAGAUGAGUCUGAUCUUUGAAGCCAUGGACCUGUCCCAGGCCUCUCCGGCCACAGUGAGCCGCUGUGGGAUGAUUUACAUGGAGCCGUCUCAGCUGGGCUGGGAGCCCCUCCUCACCUCCUGGCUCAACACUCUGCCUGAGCUGCUGCAGGCCCCAAACAACUCUGCCCUCCUCACACAGCUUUUCUAUUGGCUGAUCCCCCCGUCACUCAGGAUGCUACGGAAACACUGCAGGGAAGUGGUGACCACAAACAACAGCAACACCGUGGUGUCCCUGACACGCCUCUUUCAGAUGCUGCUGACAGAACCUCUCAAGCAAGACUCCGCCCACAAGAACAUCCGCAUGUGGAUCAUGGGGGCUUUUGCCUUUUCCCUGGUGUGGUCUGUGGGGGGCAGCUGUGACACGGACAGUAGAGAGAAGUUCGAUGAGUUCCUGAGGGAAAUCCUCUCUGGGAAGAUGGAGGAGCACCCUAUUCCUGAGGAGGUGGAGAAAUGGGAGUGUCCCUUUGAGGAGAAGGGCCUGGUGUAUGACUACUCCUUUGAGUUUAAAGGACGAGGUCGUUGGGUUCCCUGGAAUGAGGCGAUCAAGAACAUCAACCUGGGAGACAAGAACACCAAGGUGCAGGACAUCAUCGUCCCCACCAUCGACACCGUGCGCUACACCUACCUGAUGGACCUGUGCAUCCAGUAUGGAACGCCGCUGCUCUUCGUGGGCCCCACAGGCACAGGGAAGUCUGUGUACGUCAAAGAGAAACUCAUGAACAACCUGGACAAGGACCGCUACCUUCCCUUUUUCAUCAACUUCUCUGCUCGCACCAGUGCUAACCAGAGCCAGAACAUCAUCAUGUCCCGUCUGGAUAAGAGGCGUAAGGGUGUGUUUGGGCCGCCCAUGGGGAAGAAGUGUGUGAUAUUUGUGGACGAUAUGAACAUGCCGGCGCUGGAGCAGUUUGGAGCUCAGCCUCCUGUGGAGCUGCUACGACAGUACUUUGACCACGGCAACUGGUAUGACCUGAAGGACACGUCCACCAUCACCCUGGUAGAUCUGCAGCUGAUCUCAGCCAUGGGCCCCCCUGGCGGCGGCCGCAAUGCCGUCACCCCCCGCUUCCUCCGCCAUUUCAACAUCUGCAGCAUCAACACCUUCAGCGACAGCACCAUGGUGCACAUCUUCUCCCACAUCGUCAGCUUCUACCUGCGCAACAGCGCCUUCCCGCCUGAGUACUUCACUGUGGGCAACCAGAUCGUCGUGGCAACGAUGGAGGUGUAUAAAAAGGCCAUGCAGAACCUGCUGCCCACCCCUGCUAAGUCGCAUUACACCUUUAACCUGCGGGAUUUCUCGCGGGUGGUGCGCGGCUGCCUGCUGCUGCAAAAGGAGUCGCUGGAGAGCAAGCACACCAUGAUCCACCUGUUUGUGCACGAGGUCUUCCGCGUCUUCUACGACCGCCUGGUGGACGACAAGGACCGGGCGUGGCUGUACAAGCUGAUGAACGACAUCGUGAAGGAACAUUUCCGAGAGAACUUUGAUGCUGUGUUCAGCUAUCUGAAACAAGACAACAGGCCUCUGUGUGAGGAGGACAUGCGGAACCUGCUUUUUGGGGACUACAUGAACCCCGACCUGGAGGACAGCGAGCGUCUGUACGCUGAGGUGCCGUCCAUGGACAGCUUCAGCCAGGUGGUGGAGCUCUGCCUGGACGAGUACAACCAGACCCACAAGAACCGCAUGAACCUGGUCAUCUUCCGGUACGUUCUGGAGCACCUGUCCCGGAUCAGCCGUGUUCUGAAGCAGCCGGGGGGGAACGCGCUCCUGGUGGGGGUGGGGGGCAGCGGGAGACAGUCGCUCACACGGCUCGCCACCUCCAUGUCCAAGAUGACCAUCUUUCAGCCGGAAAUCUCCAAGAGCUACGGCAUGAACGAGUGGAGAGACGACCUGAAGCGCUUGCUGAAGAGUGCCGGUGUGAAGGGGGAGCAGACGGUGUUCCUGCUCACAGAUGCCCAGAUUAAGGAGGAGGCCUUCCUGGAGGAUGUGGACAGCUUGCUGAACACGGGCGAAGUGCCCAACAUCUUUGCUGUGGAUGAGAAGCAGGAAAUCAUGGAGGCGGUGCGGCCCGUGGCCCAGGCGGGCAGCCGGGACGCAGAGCUCAGCCCGCUGGCGCUCUUCGCCUUCUUCGUGACGCGCUGCCGGGAGAACCUGCACAUCGUGGUGGCGUUCAGCCCCAUCGGCGACGCCUUCCGCAACCGCCUGCGCCAGUUCCCCUCCCUCAUCAACUGCUGCACCAUCGACUGGUUCCAGCCCUGGCCAGAGGAGGCGCUGGAGCGAGUGGCCUACAAGUUCCUGGAGAGCCUGGAGCUGAGUGACCACGAGCGGCAGGAAGUCAUCAUACUCUGCAAGACCUUCCACACCUCUGCCAUUAACCUGUCUCACAGGUUCCUGUCUGAACUGGGACGCCACAACUACGUCACUCCCACCUCCUACCUGGAGCUGAUCGCCGCCUUCCGCCAGCUCCUCACUCAGAAACGCGAUGCCGUCAUGAGAGCCAAGAAACGCUACACCAACGGCCUGGACAAGCUGGCCUUCGCCGAGUCCCAGGUGAGUGAGAUGAAGAAGGAGCUGGUUGACCUGCAGCCGAAACUGGAGGUGGCCAAAGUGGAGAACAACAACAUGAUGAAGGUGAUCGAGGUGGAGUCGGUGCAGGUGGAGGCGAAGAGUAAGCUGGUGCGGGUGGAUGAGGAGGCGGCCACGCUGAAGGCCGGGGAGGCCCAGGCGCUGAAGGACGAGUGUGAGAGCGACCUCGCUGAGGCCAUCCCCGCCCUCGAGGCAGCGCUGUCUGCCCUCGACACGCUAAAGCCGUCUGACGUUACCAUAGUGAAGUCCAUGAAGAACCCCCCCUCAGGCGUGAAGCUGGUGAUGUCAGCCGUCUGUGUGAUGAAGGAGAUCAAGCCGGAGAAGAUCACUGACCCUGCGGGGAAAGGACAGAAGAUACUUGACUAUUGGGGCCCGAGUAAGAAGCUGCUGGGAGACAUGAAUUUCCUGAGAGAUUUGAGAGAGUACGACAAGGACAACAUCCCUGUGCCGGUCAUGGCUAAAAUCCGCAGUGAGUACAUGAGUAACCCCGACUUUGACCCAACCAAAGUGGCCAAAGCUUCGGGUGCUGCAGAGGGUCUGUGCAGGUGGAUCACAGCCAUGGAGGUGUACGACAGAGUGGCCAAGGUUGUGGCUCCUAAGAAGGCCAACCUUCUGGAGGCCCAGGAGUCGCUGGCCACCACCAUGGCCCUGCUGAAUGAGAAGAGGGCGGAGCUUAAGGAGGUGGAGGACCGGCUGGCCGCCCUGCAGCGCACCUUUGAGGAGAAGACGGAGGAGAAGGCGCAGCUGGAGCUGCAGGUGGAGCUCUGCGCCAGUAAGCUGGAGAGAGCAGAGAAACUCAUCGGGGGACUGGGGGGCGAGAAGACUAGGUGGUCCAUUGCAGCAGAUGACCUGCAGAACAUCUACGACAACCUGACAGGUGAUGUGCUGAUCUCCGCUGGGGUCAUCGCCUACCUGGGGGCCUUUACCUCUGCGUUCCGCCAAGACUGCUCCAGGAACUGGACCCAGCUCUGCAAGUCCAGGGACAUUCCGUCUUCAGAUGACUUCUCGUUGAGUAAAACUCUGGGUGACCCCAUUAAGAUCCGAGCCUGGAACAUCGCAGGUCUGCCCACCGACAGCUUCUCCAUCGACAACGGCGUCAUCGUCAGCAACUCCCGGAGAUGGCCACUGAUGAUUGACCCUCAGGGUCAGGCUAACAAGUGGGUGAAGAACUCUGAGAAGGACAAUAAGCUGAGCAUUAUCAAGCUCACAGACUCCGACUACAUGAGGACUCUGGAAAACUGCAUCCAGUUCGGCACCCCCCUGCUUCUGGAGAACGUGGGGGAGGAACUGGACCCUUCACUGGAACCCCUGCUGCUCAAGCAGACCUUCAAACAGGGAGGCAUGGAUUGCAUCAGACUGGGCGAGAGCGUGAUUGAGUACUCAUGUGAUUUCCGCUUCUACAUCACCACCAAGCUGAGGAACCCACACUACCUGCCUGAGCUGGCCACCAAGGUCUCCCUGCUCAACUUCAUGAUCACCCCCGAGGGCCUGGAGGACCAGCUGCUGGGCAUCGUGGUGGCCAAAGAGAGACCGGAGCUGGAGGAGGAGAGGAAUGCCCUGAUCCUUCAGUCGGCCACCAAUAAGAAGCAGCUGAAGGAGAUAGAGGACAGGAUCCUGGAGACGCUGCAUUCUGAGGGAAACAUCCUGGAAGACGAGAGUGCCAUUCAGGUCCUGGACUCCGCCAAAAUCAUGUCCAAUGAGAUCACAAAGAAGCAGCAGAUUGCUGAAAAGACGGAGGUAAAGAUUGCGGAAUCGAGGGAGGGCUACAGGCCGAUUGCCAAACACUCCUCCAUCCUGUUCUUCAGCAUCGCAGACCUGGGCAACAUUGACCCCAUGUACCAGUACUCCCUCACCUGGUUCGUCAACCUGUACAUCAGCUCAAUCCAGGAGAGGGGAAAGUCCAAGGUUUUGGAGAAGAGGCUGCGGUUCCUGAUCGAUCACUUCACCUACAACCUGUACUGCAACGUGUGCCGCUCGCUGUUCGAGAAAGACAAGCUGCUCUUCUCCUUCCUGCUCUGCUCCAACCUCCUCCUGGCUAAGCGGGAGAUCGAUUACGCAGAGUUCAUGUUCCUGCUGACGGGCGGGGUGGGGCUGCAGAACACCGUGCCCAAUCCCGACCCCAGCUGGCUGCAGGACAAGAGCUGGGAUGAGAUCUGCAGAGCCAGCGACCUGCCGGGCCUGCGGGGCUUCAGAGAGUUUUUCAGUGAGAACCCAGAGAGUUUCCAGCAGAUUUACGACAGUAAGGAGCCCUACAACAUGCCACUGCCCAGCCCCUGGAGCGAUCGACUCAACCACCUGCAAAAGAUGAUCGUGUACCGAUGCCUGCGUCCCGACAAGAUUGUUCCGGCAAUCUCUAACUACGUGACGGAUAACCUGGGGAAGAAGUUUGUGGAGCCGCCGCCGUUCGACCUGACGAAGAGCUACACGGACUCCAACUCCACCGUGCCGCUGGUGUUCGUGCUGUCACCCGGCGCCGACCCCAUGGCCAGCCUGCUGAAGUUCGCCAAUGAUAAGAACAUGGGCGGAGCCAUGUUCCAGUCCAUCUCGCUGGGCCAGGGCCAGGGCCCCAUCGCCGCCCGCAUGAUCCGCGCGGCCAUGAGUGAGGGCACCUGGGUGUGCCUGCAGAACUGCCACCUGGCCGUGUCCUGGAUGACCACGCUGGAGAAGAUCUGUGAGGACCUCAGCCCCGAAACCUGCCACCCCGACUUCCGCCUCUGGCUCACCAGCUACCCCUCCCCCAAGUUUCCAGUGACCAUCCUGCAGAACGGGGUGAAGAUGACCAACGAGCCGCCGACAGGCCUGAGACUGAACCUGCUGCAGUCCUACCUGACCGACCCCGUGUCUGACCCCACCUUCUUCGAGGGUUGCCCUGAGAAACAGCCGGUGUGGGAGAAGCUGCUGUAUGGAGUGUGUUUCUUCCAUGCGCUCGUCCAGGAGAGGAAGAAGUUUGGACCGCUGGGCUGGAACAUUCCGUACGGCUUCAAUGAGUCUGACCUGCGCAUCAGCAUCAGACAGCUUCAGCUGUUUGUGAAUGAGUAUGAGCAGGUUCCGUUUGAGGCCAUAUCGUACCUGACGGGCGAGUGUAACUAUGGCGGCCGUGUGACGGACGACUGGGACCGCCGUCUGCUCCUCACCAUCCUCGCCGACUUCUACAACCAGGACAUCGUGGAAAACCCCCGCUACAAAUUCUCCCCCAGCGGCAAAUACUUUGCCCCCCCCAAAUCCUCUUACGAGGACUAUGUGCUGUUUAUCAGGAACCUGCCUGUCACUCAGCAGCCGGAGGUGUUUGGCAUGCAUGAGAAUGUGGACAUAUCCAAGGACCUGCAGCAGACCAAGCUGCUCUUUGAUUCGCUACUACUCACCCAGGGGGGUGGAGCUAAAGGUGGAGGUAGCUCAGGAGGGGACAGCACUUUAUUUGACAUUGCACACGACAUCCUCAGCAAGCUCCCGGACAGCUUUGACCUGGAGGCAGCGCUGGCUAAGUUCCCUGUGCUGUAUGAGGAGAGCAUGAACACUGUGCUGGUUCAGGAAAUGCAGCGAUACAACACGCUGGGGAGCACCAUUCGCCUGAGUCUGCAGAACCUGCAGAAGGCCAUUAAGGGGCUGGUGGUGAUGGACGCGGAUCUGGAGGCCCUGUCCGGAAGCCUGAUGGUGGGGAAGGUUCCGGAGAAAUGGGCCAAGGUCUCCUACCCCAGCCUCAAACCGCUGGGCAGCUACGUCAACGACUUCCUUGCCAGGCUCAAGUUCCUGCAGGACUGGUAUGAGAGCACCAAGCCGAAUGUCUUUUGGCUAUCCGGCUUCUUCUUUACCCAAGCCUUCCUGACGGGGGCGCUGCAGAACUACGCCAGGAAGUACUCCAUCCCCAUCGACCUGCUGGGCUUCGACUUCCAGGUCCUGCCCAUUACCUCCUCUGACUCCGCCCCCGAGGAUGGAGUCUACAUCCACGGCCUCUUUUUAGAUGGAGCACGCUGGGACAAGGCAGCUGGAGUUCUAGCUGAGCAGCUGCCCAAGGUUCUGUUUGACUCUGUCCCCAUAAUCUGGAUAAAACCAUUGAAGAGGAGCCCGGCAGGGUCAUCGCAGAGCGUGUACGUGUGCCCGCUCUACAAGACCAGCGAGCGCAAGGGCACUCUGUCCACCACCGGCCACUCCACAAACUUCGUCAUCACCAUGACGCUCCCCACCGCGCUGCGUCCCCAGCACUGGAUCAAGAGGGGUGUGGCUUUGCUGUGUCAGCUGGACGACUGAACCCCCGAAGCCCAGAGCACAGGCAGCACAGGCUGCACAGGCAGCAGCACAGGCAGCAGCACAGGCCCAGCUGUAGCCAUAUAAACUAGUGACUGGCACAAUAAACAUGACACAGUUGUGUUUUCAUAUUGGACCACUUCUGAGGGACUAAAUUAACUUUGUAAAAUUUGUUUUGAGAAAAAUACAUAACUAUUCUGGUGAGAAAAUUAUGUUUGUAAAAUAUGAUUUGAUAAAAAUAAAUAAAAACUCUGCUGAAAAGGGAA